Messenger RNA from Heteronotia binoei (common prickly gecko), 1362 nucleotides. RefSeq names its product protein-tyrosine sulfotransferase 2. The transcript is spliced from 6 exons. Gene Ontology annotation, cellular component: Golgi apparatus. Gene Ontology annotation, molecular function: protein-tyrosine sulfotransferase activity. Gene Ontology annotation, biological process: peptidyl-tyrosine sulfation. Bases 218 to 1339 code for a protein of 373 amino acids. The record is from RefSeq and is a predicted model, not a curated record. NCBI's taxonomy places the organism in Eukaryota, Metazoa, Chordata, Lepidosauria, Squamata, Gekkonidae.
AGCCAGCCAGCCGGGCAGGCAGCAGCAGCAGCAGCCCCGACGGAAGGACGGGCGAGAGGCGGCGGAUUUCUCUCCCUUCCCCGUUUUUGAGCCCAGCAAGUGGUGAGCGACAAAAUGAACUUCCCAGGGCAAGAUCGUCUUUGCGGCCUCUUCUUGUCUGGAAGCUGAAAGCAGAGCAGAUCCCACAGGUUUCUGGGCCCAUGUGGGUGGGGAGAGGAUGCGGGUGACCAUGAAGCGGGUGCUGCUGGGGGUGGGCUUUGCCAUUGGCCUGAUGGUGUCGGCACACCUGGGCCAGCAGAUGCUGCAGUGCCAACAGAUCCUGGGCCAGGGCUCCAGCCAGCGGGGCCUGAUGCGGCCAGAGAACGAGGAGCUGGUGAUGCUGGACUCCAACCGAGUCGAGUACCGCUACAGCAAAGAGAUGCCGCUCAUCUUCAUCGGCGGGGUUCCUCGGAGCGGGACCACACUGAUGCGGGCCAUGCUGGAUGCUCACCCGGAGGUGCGCUGUGGGGAGGAGACCCGCAUCAUCCCGCGUGUGCUGGCCAUGCGGCAGGCCUGGUCCAAAUCCGGGCGGGAGAAAAUGCGCUUGGAUGAAGCUGGGGUGACGGACCAAGUCUUGGACGCUGCCAUGCAGGCCUUUAUCUUGGAGGUGAUUGCCAAGCAUGGGGAGCCGGCCAGGUACCUCUGCAACAAAGAUCCCUUCACACUCAAGUCCUCCGUCUACCUGUCUCGCUUGUUCCCCAACUCCAAGUUCCUCCUGAUGGUGCGUGACGGGCGGGCCUCCGUCCACUCCAUGAUCACCAGGAAGGUCACGAUCGCAGGCUUCGACCUCAGCAGCUACCGGGACUGCUUAACCAAGUGGAACAAGGCCAUCGAGGUGAUGCACAACCAGUGCCUGGAGAUUGGCCGGGCACGGUGCCUCCCGGUUUACUACGAGCAGCUGGUGCUGCAUCCCCAGAGGUCCAUGCGGGACAUCAUGGAGUUCUUGGACAUCGCCUGGAGCGAUGCCGUCCUGCACCACGAGGAGCUGAUUGGGAAGCCCGGUGGCGUCUCACUCUCCAAGAUUGAGCGGUCCACAGACCAGGUGAUCAAGCCGGUGAACACGGAGGCCUUGUCCAGGUGGCUGGGGCACAUUCCAGGGGACGUACUUCAGGACAUGGCCCACAUCGCCCCAAUGCUGGCCAGGCUGGGCUACGACCCCUAUGCCAACCCCCCCAACUAUGGGCACCCAGACCCCUUGGUGAUCAACAACACCCAUAGGGUUCUAAAAGGGGACUUUAAAACACCUGCCAAUCUGAAGGGACAGUUUCAGGCAACUCAGAAUACUACUGCUUUUCACUGAUGCAGCUAGGGGCUAUGUUGCAG